Haliotis rubra (blacklip abalone) is the source of this 3245-nucleotide messenger RNA. RefSeq names its product dynamin-1-like. Lineage: Eukaryota; Metazoa; Mollusca; Gastropoda; Lepetellida; Haliotidae. Gene Ontology annotation, molecular function: microtubule binding; GTPase activity; GTP binding. Gene Ontology annotation, cellular component: cytoplasm; synapse; microtubule. The record is from RefSeq and is a predicted model, not a curated record. Gene Ontology annotation, biological process: receptor-mediated endocytosis.
GCUUACGUACAAGAUCAUUUUGAACUGUUGUUUCCUUUGAAUCGGUAGCUCGGGAGAGACUCUAUUAAUACGUUUUGUGCUAAAUUAUCUGUAGACAAUGUGAAUACUGUUUGUGUAUGCGGAAAGAAACACUGCUGAGAUAAAUUAUUCUGAUGUCGCUUACAUCAUAGAGGGUCGUCGUAUUUCCGCCAUGCCGAAUAUAUAAAUUUUUAGUCUAAUAUCCCACUAAAAAACUGUCAAAAUGUCGGGAAACGUGGGUAUGGAAAAUUUAAUUCCUAUUGUGAACAAACUGCAGGAUGCGUUUGCUUUACUAGGAGUCCCAAUUUCCCUGGAUUUGCCUCAGAUCGCCGUUGUUGGAAGUCAAAGUGCAGGAAAAUCAAGUGUGCUUGAAAAUUUUGUUGGCAGAGAUUUCUUGCCGAGAGGUUCGGGCAUUGUGACAAGAAGGCCAUUAGUUCUACAGCUCAUCAACAACAGAGCAGAAUAUGCUGAAUUUCUACAUCAGAAGGGACGGAAGUACACCGACUUCAAUGAUGUACGGAAGGAGAUCGAGGAGGAGACGGACAAAGUUACUGGCAAAAACAAGGGUAUCUCCAACAUUCCAAUCAACCUGCGGGUAUACUCUCCAAACGUGCUCAACUUGACCCUGAUUGAUCUGCCGGGUAUGACGAAGGUCCCAGUUGGCGACCAGCCAGUGGACAUUGAGAUGCAGAUCAGGAGCAUGUUGUUUGAAUUCAUCGCCAAGGAGAGCUGCCUCAUCCUCGCUGUGUCACCAGCCAACACAGAUCUCGCAAACUCCGACGCUCUGAAAAUUGCCAAGGAAGUAGAUCCACAAGGAACACGAACGAUUGGUGUGAUUACUAAGUUGGACUUGAUGGAUGACGGGACGGAUGCUCGGGAUAUCCUAGAAAACAGACUUCUGCCGCUACGGCGAGGAUACAUCGGUGUGGUGAACCGCAGUCAGCGAGAUAUCGAGGGCAGGAAGGAUAUCAGGGCCGCUCUGGCUGCUGAACGCAAGUUCUUUCUGUCUCAUUCAUCGUACAGACACAUGGCUGACCGCAUGGGCACGCCCUUCCUGCAGAAAGUGCUGAAUCAACAACUGACCAACCACAUCCGCGACACACUGCCGUCGCUGCGCAACCGUCUACAGACACAGAUGUUGUCCAUGGAGAAGGAGGUCGACGAGUACAAGAACUUCCGGCCUGACGACCCUUCACGCAAGACCAAGGCCAUGAUGCAAAUGAUCAACCAGUUUUCCACGGACUUUGAGCGUGAUAUUGAAGGUAGUGGGACCCAUGUGAAUACAGAAGACUUGUCUGGUGGCGCCAAGAUUAACCGAAUAUUCCACGAACGGUUUCCCUUCCAGUUAGUGAAGAUGGAGUUUGAUGAAAGAGAACUGCGUAGGGAGAUUGGCAUUGUCAUUAAAAAUAUCCAUGGUAUUAGAACCGGUCUGUUCACCCCUGACAUGGCUUUUGAGACGAUUGUAAAGAAACAGAUUCAGAGGCUGAACGUUCCGUCCGUGCAGGCUGUGGACAUGGUGGUCACCGAACUCUCCAACGUGGUCAAGAAGUGUACAGAAAAGAUGAGUCGCUACCCACGGUUGCGAGAGGAGAUCGAGAGAAUUGUAAAUACAAAGAUCCGGGAACGGGAACAGGUCACUAAAGACCAAAUAAAGAGUCUGAUUGAAAUCCAGCUGGCGUACAUGAACACGAAUCACGAGGAUUUCAUUGGUUUUGCCAAUGCUCAGCAGAAGUCAGAGAGUCAGGUCAACAAGAAGCGAUUGGGCAACCAGGUGAUCCGGAAAGGCUGGCUCACCCUACACAAUGUCAGCUUUAUGAAGGGAGGGUCGAAGGAUUUCUGGUUUGUUCUCUCUGCGGAGAACAUGUCGUGGUACAAGGACGAGGAGGAGAAAGAUAAGAAGUAUAUGUUAAACCUGGACAAUUUGAAGAUUCGAGACCUUGAGGCAGGAUUUAUGUCCAAGAAAUUUCCUUUUGCCCUCUUCAAUCCUGAUUCCAGGAAUGUCUACAAGGAUUACAAGCAGCUUGAGUUGUCCGCUGAGAACCAGGAAGACAUCGACUCCUGGAAGGCGUCAUUUCUACGAGCUGGAGUAUACCCGGAGAGACAGUCCGAGGAAGGGUCAUCUUCGAGCAAGGAUGAUAUUGGUUCCAUGGACCCUCAGCUGGAACGCCAGGUGGAGACAACGAAUCUGGUCGACUCCUACAUGAAGAUCAUCAACAAGACACAGAGAGAUCUGGUGCCGAAGACCAUGAUGCACAUGAUCGUCAACAACUUGAAAGAGUUCAUCAACACAGACCUUCUGGCUCAUCUCUACUCAUCUGGAGACCAGUCGUCACUGAUGGAGGAAUCACCCGAAGAGGCACAGCGUCGAGAUGAGAUGCUGAGAAUGUACCACGCAACAAAAGAGGCUCUCAGCAUCAUUGGCGACGUCUCUACGGGCACCACGUACACCCCAACACCACCCCCGGUGGACAACGACUGGCUGAAGGCUGAGCCUAACGCUGGAGGAGGAGGCUCUGGAGGAGGGGUCAUGCCGUUUAACGGUCGACCACCGUCUCCCGCCAGAAACCGACCACCUCCCCCAGUCCCCAACCGCCCUGGCGACUCUGGCAGUCUCCCACAGCCGCUAAUGCCCAUGAGGUCAGGGCCAUCCAUUCCGUCUCGCCCGGCCCCCCAGGCACCCAGUGCACCAUCGGUACCGGCACGCCCAGGAGGUAAUUCUCAAGGGAGUAUCCGAGGCGCCGCCCCCAAGAUCCCUGGUCGACCCACAAUACCAGCUAGACCUCAGUAGACCUGUGACGAGUAGACAGAUAGACCGAUGGACACCGCAAUAGGCAGUAGACCAUAGUGAUUAUGCAAAUGUACUGUAGGGAAGAAACCAGAAGGGUUUUCAUAUGUAAAUAACUCGCUACCAUUAUUUGUGAUGCAACUUUGUCUGGGUGAAGAAAACAAUGUCAAAACAUAGUCGAAGAAAUUUUUUACGAGUUUUUUUACACGUCACCCAGCUGUCUUUUCAGUCAGAUUAAGUUGAGUUUGUUCAUAGUGUAUAUUUAUUGUAUGUAACUGAAACUUAGUUUGUAGAGAAUGACAAAUAUUGGUUUCAACUCUUUGAGGAAAAAAUACAUUUGAAUUGCAUUUUGAUAAUGCAUGUGAUCAUCUGUUUUGAAGGAGAAUGUGUAAUUUUGAUGGUUUGAAUAUUUGUUUCUCUGUGGACAUGAAUAAUCUGGUCU